This is a messenger RNA of Xiphophorus maculatus (southern platyfish), 2197 nucleotides long. It is a transcript of the gene ubxn1, whose product is annotated as UBX domain protein 1. The transcript has 10 exons. NCBI's taxonomy places the organism in Eukaryota, Metazoa, Chordata, Actinopteri, Cyprinodontiformes, Poeciliidae. Gene Ontology annotation, molecular function: protein binding. The record is from RefSeq and is a predicted model, not a curated record. The coding region runs from base 50 to 979 and encodes 309 amino acids.
ACAUGACUUUCCGUACUGAUGAACUGUUGUAGCAGGCUGAUGUGUCAAAAUGGCAGAGCUAACAACACUGGAGAGCCUUCUGGAGAUGGGCUUUGGCAGGAACAGAGCGGAGAAAGCUGUGGCCAAUACAGGGAACCAGGGGAUAGAGCAAGCCAUGGACUGGUUAAUGGAACAUGAGAACGACCCGGACAUCGAUGAGCCGUACGUUCCUCCAGCGGGGAACCUUUUAGGAGGAGAUACAGAUCAGACAACAGCAGGGGACUCAGGUGAAGCAGCAGUAAUCGCAGAGGAAGAUGAAUUAUACAGCGACAACCCAGAGGCUUCGAGACGACCAAUGACGGAGGAGGAGAAACGUGAACAGGUCAAAAGGCUAGAGGAGCUGAUGCGAGUGAAGCAGGCGGAGAGGAGGGAGCGCGAGCGAGCCGAGGAGGUGGAGCGGGAAAAGCAGCGGAGGAGGCAGGGCCAGGAGCUGCAGCAGAUCCGGCAGAAGAUUCAGGACGACGAGAUGAAGAAACUCGCAGAUCAGCGGAGGAGAGAGAAGAUGGAGGACAAGAUGGCUAGGCAAAGGGUUAAAGACAAAAUCGCACGAGACCGAGAGGAGAGAGCACAGAAGUUUGGAGGUGGCGCACCUCCGAGCACGGUGACAUCCACCCAGCCCACCCCGCCCAGUCCGUCGUCACCCACCGGUCAGGGACCCCCGCCCACGAAGAAGGAGUAUGAUGAGUCCAGGAUACAGGUUCGUCUGCUGGACGGCUCCACCAUCAACGCGGUGUUCAAGGCCCAGGAGCCGCUGGCGGCGGUGCGCGUCUACGUCCAGAUGAACGGCAACACACCCGAGGGUCAGGACUUCACGCUGCUGUCGCCAUACCCGCGCCACGUUUACACUGAACUGGACAUGGAGAAGCCUCUUAAAGAGCUGGGCUUGGUGCCUUCAGCUGUGCUGGUUGUUACCAAAAAGUCAGAAGGAUCAGCUCUGUGAGCCUACCUCACCUCUACUACGACGUCAACACGAGAACCGAGCGACCCAGGAACCGAGCUGCCAGAUGCUAGUAUCACUCACUAAGCCAGCUAGCUGAACCGAAGCAGAGACGCAGUGAAGCUGCAUUCAGACACGUUGGAGCUCCUCAGACUUUGAUGUGAGUUUUUGUUUGGGAAGACUGACUGAAUGCAGCUUCAGAUCUGCUGCAGGCAUUGAACUGGACCUUUGACCUCAGCUGGUCGAGCUGAAGAUAGCUGGCUUCUGACUGAUACUUCCCUAAGGAUCUCUGCUUGUGGUUUCAACACAUUUAUUAAAAAAAUAAAUGCACAGAACUAAGUUUAAGUCGACCCUUGUAUUGCUAAAGAAUACCUGCUAAAGUGGUUCUGAAAGGGCCUUAAGUUUAUUUCCUGUGAUCUUCCUGACUUUGUGACAUUUUACUUUCAUUUUUUUAACGAGUUCAGAUUUGCUGAAAGCUGUGUCCACGAGGAAACCGAUUACAAUAAAGCUGGCUGGGAUAAUUGAGUUGAUGUUCUGAAUUUUAUAUAAAUGAUCCUUUCUCACAUUUUUGUAAAACCUUUUCUCAUGAAAGUAGAAAACCUGGAAAUGAUGCAGCUAAAAGGUUUGUCUUCCUAAAAAUACUCUUAACCCCAUUAUCUUAAAAUUCUCUAUUCAGUCAAAUCUAUUACACUUAUCCACAUAUACAAUUUGUUUAUCAUAGAUUGUGCUUUAUUGCGCUUUAUUGUGUUAUCAUUUGUAAUUGGAAUCCUAACAAAUAUAAAAAAAAUACCACUUUAACAAAUGUAAGCCUGAAUUCUGUAUAUUUCUAUUAAAAAGCACCGGUAAAGAUGAUUACAUUGCAGAAAUAAUGCUUGGAGUGACUGACAUCACUACUGUUUACAUUAGUGAUGCGAUUCACUAAAACUAAAUUGCUAAAAAAAAAACCUCAAAUAAGACUUUCUACAUGUUUAAAUCACAGCUUCUUGUGCGUGUUUUACAUGCACAUAAUGAGGAGGGCUUUCCUUGUUCAUUUUAAGACUGGAAACAUUGGUUUACUCGUCCAAGAAGUAUUUGAUAUGUGGAAGAAAGGGUGCCAAACUGUUAGGUGGAGAUUGUUUUACAGAAAAUAAAUCCUGGAUCAGACAGAUGAGAGGAACUCAUUGGUUUUAAUUUUAACUUCUAGCAAAGUACCUUUUUUAAAAAUAAAAAUUUAUUUCCAUG